AUCUUCUGUUUCCCAUAUGCACCCCCUUCCCCGGUGAGAGAGAACCUUGCCGUAAUCCUUCAGAUGGGUUUCUCAACCUAAUUACUUGGGAGCUAGAACCAGAUGGAGCUCUUGAUCGUUGCCCAUGUGCUCAUGGGUUGAUUUGUCAGAAGCAGAGUUAUAGCAGCGACUCUCUUUGUGAAUUAUCACUGAACAAGACUCAAAGUGAGGACAAAAAACAACUACUAGCGGAUGAAUUAUCACUUCUGGACUUUGUAACCCAAGAUAUUCCUGAUGAAUAUGAAGAGAGACUGAUCAAAGAAGUGCAGAAAGAACUGGAAGAUGGACUGGCUGAUUCAGGGAAAUUAGCUAUGACUAGUGACUUUUUUGGAGAGGAAAUAUAAGUCCAGCAAGUUAAUUGAUCACACGUGCACUAUUAUUGCUAUUUCCAGAAUUAUCAUACACGUAUGGUAUAACUGCACCUCUCUCUGCUGCAUAGAAGUGCAGUUAAGUCCAUUUAAAUAGAUUCAUGAAAAUAGAUUCCUCUUCUAAAGUUCAAGCUAAAUAUAAUGGGUAGAGAUCACUUCUUUUGUAAGCACUGUUUUGAGAUGGUUAAGAAUUAGGGUUGAAUUAAUUUAAGCCGGGUGGUUUGAAUUAUGUAUUUCUUGUAUAUAUUGCUCCUUUAAAAAAAAAAUCCAGCUAUUUCUUCCUUAUUAAAGCUCAACAACACUGAAGGAUGCUAUGUACUUUGUGACCAGAACCUAUAGGAUCUUGAUAUCUAGUAUAUAUAUAUAGUAUUAACAGGAGAGUCUGUUUUAAUUAGUUAUGUUGAUUACACCGGGUAGAAGUGGUAGUCUGUGAGCUGCACAUCUUAGUUUGGAAUGAACAUUUCCUGAAGGACAAUAUGGCUGAAAUUGGGUGGGUUGUACAGCAAUAGUACAAGUACUGCAAAAAUGUGUUUAUCUAUAAAUAGCAGUUAUGACUUAUAUACCACUUCACAGCCUUCUAAGUGGUUUAGUCAGCGUAUUGCCCCCAACAAUCUGGGUUCUCAUUUUACUGAUCACAGAAGGAUGGAAUGGAGUCAACAUUGAGCCGGUGAGGGUUGAACCUCUGGCAAUGUAUACCUUUUCCAUAGUACAGCUCCAAUCAGCCUUAGCUAUUAAGCUUCUUCAAACAAGAAAAUGCAAUUAUAGUUUUUUGUUUUGUUUUUUGGAGUAUCUGAAGAAUAGAACUUUUCUUGAUUUUCUUUUAAAUAACCAUCUUACUAUGGCAUAGAAAUCUUAUUUCCAACCCUUAUAUUUUUAGCAGCAUUAUAGUUAGUUAUAGUUUUAUUGAUUUGUAUGCCGCCCACUCCCGAAGGACUCCGGGCGGCUUACAAUAAA
This is a messenger RNA of Thamnophis sirtalis, 1361 nucleotides long. The record is from RefSeq and is a predicted model, not a curated record. NCBI's taxonomy places the organism in Eukaryota, Metazoa, Chordata, Lepidosauria, Squamata, Natricidae.